This is a messenger RNA of Oryzias melastigma (Indian medaka), 2476 nucleotides long. It is a transcript of the gene ergic1, whose product is annotated as endoplasmic reticulum-golgi intermediate compartment 1. Gene Ontology annotation, biological process: endoplasmic reticulum to Golgi vesicle-mediated transport; retrograde vesicle-mediated transport, Golgi to endoplasmic reticulum. Gene Ontology annotation, cellular component: Golgi membrane; endoplasmic reticulum membrane; COPII-coated ER to Golgi transport vesicle. The coding region runs from base 897 to 1769 and encodes 290 amino acids. The transcript is spliced from 10 exons. The record is from RefSeq and is a predicted model, not a curated record. Lineage: Eukaryota; Metazoa; Chordata; Actinopteri; Beloniformes; Adrianichthyidae.
GCAAACACUGGAAGUAACUAUUUGCUUUUUUGGCCCUGUUGCUAUUUUGUCUGGUGUCAAAGUGUAAAGAGUGUUAUUUAUUUAUUUAUUUUAAUUUAAUUUUACAAAGCUUCAAGGCAUACAGAUUUUCAGAACAGCACCACAAGAAUAAGGGACAUGAACCACAAAGUUACAGUCACAUGUGGGUACAAAAUUAUGAUGAAUCCAAAAGACACACACAAAAAGUGAAAAAGAGAAAAAAAAACAUUAAAAUAAAUAAAUGAGGGAAAGGAAAGUAAAUGAAAAUAAAAAAUAUAUAUAGUCCCAGGCAUAAGACAAGAAUAUUAGUCUCAAAGAUUUUAAAGUUUUUAUAAACUUCAAUAAGUUUUUUCACAUUUUUGUUACUGAUGAACUUCAGAGUAUUGAUGUGAUUUUCCACCAAGUAUCUUUUAACGGCUAAUAAAUUAGGUUUUUUAUUGCUCCAUUUACAUGUAUGAAGAAAGAAUUUGUAAAGGGAGUCUAUUGCAGGGGACUUUGUGUCUUUUUUGUGUGUUAGUUUUUGUUUUCAGAUGUAUUUCAGUGCUUCACUUUAUUUUUCUUCUUCUUUUCUAGUGGUUUCUUUUUAUUUUAUUUUGAAACGUGAUCUACACGGCAAACUUAAAUAUGAGACCUCGAAAACAAAAAGGGCAAAAACCUUUUUAAAAAAUCCAUAAGGUUAACACGACGGAAGUUACUUUCGCUGCUGAGGAGGAAGUAGAAUCUUUGCAGACCGGAAGUUGCUGCCAGCCAAUCAGAUUCUGCAAAGCGUCUUAAGCUGACGUCAGCCCGGUACCCAUGAACAGCCGGUAGCAUAGAGAAAAACUGCUCGUUGUUUGUAUUUUUUCCCCCAAAAAUCUCCCGUUAAACGUGCAUACAUCAUGCCUUUCGAUGUUAGGAGAUUUGACAUCUACAGGAAAGUGCCCAAAGAUCUCACCCAGCCAACAUACACAGGAGCUUUCAUUUCCAUUCUAUGCUGCUUCUUCAUUCUCUUUCUAUUCCUGUCUGAGCUGACGGGAUUCAUAGCCACUGAGAUUGUAAAUGAACUGUAUGUGGAUGACCCUGAUAAAGACAGUGGGGGGAAGAUAGAUGUGAGUUUAAACGUCAGUUUGCCAAACUUACACUGUGAUUUGGUGGGUCUGGACAUUCAGGAUGAAAUGGGCCGCCAUGAGGUCGGUCACAUCGACAACUCCAUGAAGAUUCCCAUCAAUCAAGGCGAGGGCUGUCGCUUUGAAGGAAAGUUUACUAUCAAUAAGGUACCAGGAAACUUCCAUGUGUCGACGCACAGCGCCACAGCUCAGCCUCAAAACCCCGACAUGACCCACAGUAUCCACAAGCUGGCCUUUGGAGAUAAAUUACAGGUACACAACGUCAAAGGAGCCUUUAAUGCUUUAGGAGGGGCAGACAAGCUGUCAUCUAACCCUCUGGCUUCACACGACUAUAUACUGAAGAUUGUACCAACAGUAUAUGAAGACUUGUCGGGCAGACAGAGGUUCUCCUACCAGUACACUGUAGCAAACAAGGAAUAUGUUGCUUACAGCCACACAGGGAGAAUAAUCCCCGCAAUCUGGUUCAGAUACGACCUCAGUCCCAUCACCGUCAAGUACACAGAGAGGAGGCAGCCCUUCUACCGCUUCAUCACAACAAUUUGUGCCAUCGUAGGAGGGACUUUCACCGUGGCGGGAAUCAUCGACUCCUGCAUAUUCACCGCCUCCGAGGCCUGGAAGAAGAUCCAGAUAGGCAAGAUGUCCUGAUAACACCACGCCUCAACCCGUAUUUAUGUAUGCUAACCUGUUGGCUAUAUCAACCCUCCUCCUCCAAAAAAAAAAAAAAACUAAACAAACAAAAAAAAAAAAUAAACCAACGACUUCCUCGUGGAGGUUUUUAUUUACCACCAUGAGACUACGACAUGCGAUACAGCCACCAGGCAGCGUAUCUUUUACUGCAGAUCCUCUCGGGGCUGCAUCCGCUCUUCUGACGCGCGGACUAUCACAUGUCGGCCUCUUCCGUCAUGGGGGGUCAGGAGGGAAGAUCUCUUGUUACUUUUAAAGAAGUGUGUGCCGGAUUCGAAUGAAGUAUUCAAGUCGCAUUUGGCGGCAUCCUCAAUCACCUGUGUGACGAGUUUUCAGUGUUUUUUUUUUUUUGUUUGUUUUAUAGUUAAAAACCAAAACUGAAAGUGAUUUCUUUUUAAAAAAAAAAGUCAGAAUUUCUUUUUUAUCUUCAGUGUUCACCCCGUUUGCCUUGAUCUACUUUACUUACGUAAUAAGGGCUUUUUGAAAAGUCUGGUUUAGGUGUCUCCCUGUGCUCCAUUUUUCUAAGGUUUCUAUCUCUUUCUACUGUUUCUAUUUCUUUGUUGAAGUUUGGUAACAACAAACCUGUUCUGCCUGAAAAGACGCCCAUUUCCGCCUUGGAUUUAUGUGUUGUGCUGUUUCCUACCCCAGUAAAAGCACAUUUCAGAUUG